AUGUCAUCCCGCGGCGGCUACCAAGGCGGUGGUGGCCGAGGUGGCGGCGGCCGAGGAGGUGGUGGCCGAGGAGGUGGUGGUCGAGGAGGUGGUGGCCGAGGCGAUGGUGACCAAGGCGGCUUCCAAAUCUUCAGGCCAACUGGAGCUCCAACCCAACCGGACCCUUGUGCGACAAAGGUCGAAGGGGAUAUACUUACACAAGCGAAAGCAUUCCCGGCUUCCAUGCACCAGUCCAAUUUUCCACCCCGUCGUGGCUUUGGUACCGCCGGUGAAAAAACCUUCGUCCGUGCGAACUAUUUCCCUUUGAUGUUCAAAACUGGACAAAGGUAUUACCGAUACCAAAUAAAGCUCACACCAGAUGAGGAAAAGCGCUCAACAAGGCGCCGCAUUAUCGACCUCUUCAUCGAGGAGGGUCUUCGUGAGUUCAGCAGUGAGGUUGUCACUGACGGUGGAAAUCUCUGCUUCGCAGCUCAAGAGCUACCCUUGGAAAAGCUCGGCCUUGGUGAGGGCAAGAAAUUCCUAGUCAAACUAUGGUGGAAAGAUGAUGUUCCUCCUGGUCCGCAUCCAAAGUCCAAGGAGUUUGGUGUUCAGAUCCGAGCUCAGGGGUCGCUCUCGGCAUCAGAUCUUACUGAAAAGUACAUUAUGGGCCAAAGCAGGCACCGAGAUCCGGGACAUGAGGAGGACGAUGAUAUCUCUAAGGAUCUCAUACAAAUCCUCAACAUCGUUCUUAACCGGGGCCCUGAGAUGAAUGCUCGUACAGCCGGCGCUGGAAGGAACAAGUUCUUCCAGUUGCCCUCCAAUGGUGGUAUUGCUGCAGACCUCGGAGGUGGGCUUGAAGCUAUCCAAGGGUUCUACAAAAGUGUUCGUCCUAGCUUUGGAAGGGUCUUAUGCAACAUCAAUGUUAUAGCCUCUCCUUUCUAUAAGGAUAUGCCCAUGACCGAUGCCAUCGGACUCUUUUGCGGCCGAAACAUCACGAAUCAGCCUCUUCGUGACAUGGAAAGGAAACGACUUUCUAGCUUCCUUCGUCGUGUCAGAGUGACCCUUCGUCACUUGGGUUCCAAACCUUGGGUCAUUGGACAAGUAUCUCAUCAGAACGCGGACGAGGCUACCUUUUCAUCCAACGAGUAUGGUCAAAUCAGCGUCCAUCAAUAUUUCAAAAAGAAGUAUAAUGUCGGUCUUCGAUACCCAAAACUCCAGAUAUUCCAAUCAGGAAACGCCAUGAUCCCCAUGGAGCUGUGCACCAUCACGCCAGGCCAACUUUAUCGUGGUAGGAUAUCUGAAAAUCAGACCUCGAACAUGAUUCGAUUUGCUUGUCGUGAUCCGAGUUCGAAUGCGAAAAUCAUUACAGAGACUGGCUUGAAGACUCUGGGGUUAAAUAAUGAUACAGCUUCAAUCCCUUACAAGUUUGGCGUGAAAAUCAACGAGAACAUGGUUGUUGUUCCUGCUCGCAUCCUUCCGACCCCAAUGAUUCAAUACUCCAAGAGAACCACGGAGGUCGAGAUGGGGAAGGGACAAUGGAACCUAAGAGCUCAAAGGUUCUACAAGGGGUGUGAACUGAAGCGUCUUCUCGUUGUUUCCUUCACUCGCACUCGGGAUAGAGCCUACACACCCGAGAACAUUGCUCGGUUGAUCUCGCAGUUUCGAGAAACGUGCGAGGACGUUGGAAUCGACCACAGCAAAUCUGAUGCUCUGGCUUGCCGGGAGGAGAGGGUUGAUGUCAACGGAUCUGGCACCGAUAUCGAACCUCUUUUUAGGAGGUACUCGGUUACUAAACCAAAUUUGAUGCUAGUGAUCCUCCCCGAUGAAAUCAAAGACCUGUUUCAGCGCGUAAAGUAUCUAGGGGACUUAAAAGCUGGUAUCCCCACGGUGGUUGUUUUGUUUAGCAAAGCAUCUAGAGGCAUCGACCGUCAGGGAAAUAAACAGUAUUGGGCAAACGUAUUGUUAAAGGUCAACACCCGUUUAGGAGGUACCAACCAUGUGCUCCCAAGGGAUGCUUUGAAGUGGCUCUGGAACGGUGAACUGCCGGCAAUGCUUGUCGGGAUGGACGUCACGCACCCAUCUCCUUCAAGUGCCCAAGGUGCACCUUCGAUGGCGGCCGUCGUUGCGAGUUGUGACAGCAGUUUCAUGAACUACCCUGGAUCGUUAAGAAUCCAGGAGAAAAACGAAAUGAUCGGUGAGCUGAAGGAGAUGUUCGCCGAGCGGCUGUCUUUGUUCAAAAGGAAUGUCGGGUCCGUACCAAAGACCAUUAUCAUCUAUAGAGAUGGUGUCUCCGAGGGCCAAUACUACCAUGUUUUGUCCCAAGAGCUUCCGAAGAUUCUUGAUGCAUGUGCGGAAUUUGAACCGCAAUAUAGGCCAUCCAUCACCUUGGUUGUCGUGGGGAAACGACACCAUACCCGUUUCUACCCCACCGAAGACAAUUCUGCAGACGACAGAAAGAAUUGUCUGCCAGGCACAGUGGUUGACCGUGGUGUUACGGACGUAUAUAACUUCGACUUCUUCUUGCAGGCCCACAAAGCGCUACAGGGAACCGCUCGACCUGCGCACUAUUUUGUGCUCCGCUGCGAGAACAAUUUCUCCGCUGACGAUCUUCAAAGGAUGACAAUGAAUCUAUCGCACCUGUUUUGCCGGGCUACGAAGUCUGUUUCCGUCUGCCCACCAGCAAAAAUGGCAGAUCUAGCUUGUGAUCGAGGCCGUAUCUACUUACAGUCUAUUAUGGACACAACCUCUGAUGCAAUGACCGAAUCGGCCCACGGCUCCAAAGAGACUCCUAAAGAAGUAUUCGACAGGGCUUCACGACUGUGGGGCAAUGGAGUCCACCGAGACCUUAGCCACACAAUGUUCUAUAUAUAA
Messenger RNA from Orbilia oligospora ATCC 24927, 2850 nucleotides. RefSeq lists its product as uncharacterized. The record is from RefSeq and is a predicted model, not a curated record. Gene Ontology annotation, molecular function: protein binding; RNA binding. Lineage: Eukaryota; Fungi; Ascomycota; Orbiliomycetes; Orbiliales; Orbiliaceae. Bases 1 to 2850 code for a protein of 949 amino acids. The transcript is spliced from 8 exons.